Molecule: messenger RNA, 1785 nt
Organism: Parnassius mnemosyne (clouded apollo)
Lineage: Eukaryota; Metazoa; Arthropoda; Insecta; Lepidoptera; Papilionidae
Source: the annotation of a GenBank genome assembly
AUGUCUACAAUUACUGUGAGCUGGAAGGGGCUUUGUUCAAAGCAGGAAAAAGAGACAAUAUGGCAAAGCAUUAACAGAAUUAUUAGGAAAUGCACAACAAUAAGCGAAGACAAACUUUUGCGUUUACGAGAAAAAACUCUAAAUCCAGAUGAUUCAGCUAUGUUACUAGCUAAAGUAUUCUACCCUGAAGAUGAAGUCAAUAAGGGCACAGAAGAACAAGGAAAAGUUCGUGAUAAAUCGAAUGCAAUCAUUGAAGAUCUAAGAUAUGACUCUAUUAAUUUUCGGAAAUUCACCGAAGAAGAAAUAGAAAUGAUAAUACAAAAAAUGAACCCCAAAAAGGCACCAGGAGAAGACGGUAUCGUCAGUACGGUAACAUCAGACAUCUGCUAUGAGGCUUACAAAACGUCACUGUCAACUCUGAAGGCAAUUUUCAAUAAGUGUCUACAAUUAGGGCACUUCCCCGAGAUCUGGAAAAAGGCUGUUAUAAAAGUGAUUCCAAAGCCUGGGAAAGAUGAUUAUUCAGUACCUAAAUCGACUAAUCGACCUAUUGGAUUACUACCGGCGUAUGCGGAUGACAUACUUGUUAUUGCAAAAGGACAUUCAGCUAAUGCAGUAGAAGAAAAACUAAACCCGGCUUUAACGCGAAAAGUGGCAUGGGGGAAUAAAUACAAAUUGAACUUCGCACCACAUAAAACUCAAGCAAUAGUAAUCACAAAAAAGCUAUCGUAUGAAAUUCCUACAAUUAAAAUGAACAAUAUCAUUAUUAAACCAUCUUCGAGUCUGAAAGUACUUGAUAUUACUUUUGACACAAAUCUAAAUUUCGUAGAACAUUUAGAUGAAGUUCUCAGAAAAGCACUAAACAUCUAUAAAACCUUAUCGAGAACAGCAAGAGCCAACUGGGGUCUUAACUCAGAGAUAGUCAAAACGAUAUAUGUAGCUGUAGUGGAGCCAACUGUUCUUUAUGCGGCAAGUGUAUGGGCCACGGUAGCGAAAAAAGAAUACAUAAGGAAAAGAUUAGAACGUAUAUCAAGAAUGUUUGCAAUUAAGAUCUGCAAAGUCCACAGGACAAUCUCAUUCACGUCUCUAAAGCCACUAACACAACUACCAGGAAGAACCAUAGAAAAACCAAUAAGGCCAUUCUGUUUACCCCAUCCCGCUGAAAAGUACCGUGUAUCUUUCAAGAUGGUAGUCACACAAGAAGAAGAAAACGCAAUCGAAGGCCUUAGGCCGAGGCUAUACACGGACGGCAGUAAGUUAGAAGACAAAGUAGGUGGCGCUGUCAGUGUGUGGAGAGAGGGUAAAGAGAUACUCAAAUCAACAUUUAGGUUAGAAAGUUACUGUAGUGUUUAUCAGGCUGAACUUACUGCGAUUCUUAAAGCACUUGACAUGAUGUGCAAGAUCAGCAAAUUAAAGAAAGCAAUAAUACUAAGUGACUCACGAUCAGAGUGCCUAACCGACAGCUCAUCUCUCCACUCUCUUGCAGUUGAAAUACGAGAACGCUUAAAAGAAUUAAAAAAUAAAGACGGUGAUAUUGAGUUCUACUGGGUCAAAGCGCAUAUUGGUAUAUCCGGCAACGAAAGAGCUGAUGAACUUGCAAAGAAGGCAGCACUGACAAACAAACAAGCCGCAGCUUAUGAUAAGUGCCCUAUGUCCUUCGCGAAGCGACUCACCAGGAACUCUAACUGCAUGAGGUGGCAACAACGAUACAAUAAAGUUACAACAGGAGCAGUCACGAAGAUAUUCUUUCCGGACAUAAGACAAGCACACUUAAAAAUAUUAAAAUAG